Anolis carolinensis (green anole) is the source of this 6543-nucleotide messenger RNA. RefSeq names its product neurogenin 3 (gene neurog3). Gene Ontology annotation, cellular component: nucleus. Lineage: Eukaryota; Metazoa; Chordata; Lepidosauria; Squamata; Anolidae. Gene Ontology annotation, molecular function: DNA-binding transcription factor activity, RNA polymerase II-specific; E-box binding; protein dimerization activity. The transcript is spliced from 2 exons. The coding region runs from base 1 to 1161 and encodes 386 amino acids. Gene Ontology annotation, biological process: sensory organ development; positive regulation of transcription by RNA polymerase II; forebrain development. The record is from RefSeq and is a predicted model, not a curated record.
AUGACAGGGAUGUGUGCCUUGGGCAUGCUCCUCUUCCUCCUCCUCUGGGAGUUCUCCCUCCCAGAAAGGAGACAGCCACCCCAUUGGGUCCUUUGCCCCCCCUCUUUUGUGGCCCCCUUCCCCGCGUGUCAGGCCCUCGCGUGGCUCCCUGAUUGGCUUCCCGAGGGAGGACAGACGACACACGCUCCUGGGAAGGCCAAAGCGUGUGCCAAGCGGCGAGGGGCGCGCCCGGCCGCUCUCUCUUUCAAUCCGUGUGAGAGAAGGAGCGUGUGGACGGGGAGGGAGGGAGGGCGGGAGGGAAGGAGGGAGUGGGGCGAGUCCAGCCCCACAGGCGGCCGCCCCACCAGGAAGCCCCGCUUUGUCCCUGAGCCCUAUAUAGAGGCGCCCCCGGGAGCCGCGCGCCCAGCAGUAGCAGCAGCAGCAGCCCCGUCGAGGAAGGAGAGGCGCUCAAGGCACAGCUCCUGCUUCUGCUCACUCAGGAUGUCCCCCAAGACAGUGGCACUGUCCCCAGACUCACAGGGAGAUGGCAGCAGUGAAGGCUCUUCCUCCUCAUCUUCUUCCUUGCCUUCCUCCUCAUCUUCCUCUCCUUCUGUGGCUUCGGGCAGCCUGCCUUCCUCACCCACUCCCUGCCUGCUCCUGCUGGGGCCUGGCCUCUCACCCUCCUCUGCAAGUGUUGGAGCCCCCAAGAAGGCCAAGGGCCGUCGGAUCCGGGUCCCAGAGCCCGGUGAGGGGCCAGCACCCAGCAAAGCCAAGCGGAGUCGCCGCGUGAAGGCCAACGACCGGGAACGGCACCGGAUGCAUGCCUUGAACUCAGCACUGGAUGCCCUACGUGGAGUCUUGCCCACCUUCCCGGACGAUGCUAAGCUCACCAAGAUUGAGACGCUGCGCUUUGCCCACAACUACAUCUGGGCCCUCAGCGAGACCCUCCGCCUGGCUGACCACACUGCCAGGAUCCCCCUCUGCUCCCAGGGCCCUUCCUCCUCCUCCUCUUCUUCUCCUGAUGACACCUUGGCCCUUUGGCCGCCCUGUUGCCAGUGGGAGCCACUCCCUUCGCCUCUCUCAUCAGAAGGCAGCAGCCUCAGCCCCACAAGAGGAGGAGCAGGACCUGUGUGUGUCCAACAAGGGACCCAAGAGGCCUUCCUGGACUUCAUAGAACCCUAGAGUUGGAAGAGACUCCAAGGGCCAUCCAGGGACACAGUAUCCAUGCACUCUCGACCGAUAGCUGUCCAGCCUCUGCUUGAACCUUCCAGAGAAGGAGACUCUAUCACACUCCUAGUGAGCAGCUCUUCCUCUCAAAAAGUUCUUCUAUGUCAAAGUGGAUCCUGUAAUCUGAAUCCAUUGCUUUGUGUCUCUCAGUGUGACAUCCUUUCAACUAUCGAAACAUGUCCUCUCUCAGGCCAUCUUUUCCCCAAGCUAAACAGACUCAGCUCCCUAAAUUCUAGAGCAUGGUUUCCAGACCUUUGAUCAUUUUAGUCACCUAUCUUUAGAAGCAUUCCAGUGGUGCCCAGAAGAAGGGGAUGCUUCGUCUGAGCGGGCACAGGCCAAGACGAGGAUGUCUAUGGGAAUGGGGCUGUUUCUCUGGACGCACUGAGGCAGUCUUCACCCCCUUAAAAGGAGGGAAGAAUGGCCUCCCUUUGGGAUGCUCCCUGAAAAACCAAUUGCCUUAAAAUGAGAAUUCGCCUUCCACUUGUUCUGCACUUUUCUCAAUUCCUUCCUUUGACAUAGGACUGGAGCGAUUUCCCAAGAAUAAUGUGGUAAGAGGGAUUCAUCUCCCAUCAUAUUUAGGCAGCUCCUGUGCCAUCGGGCUGAUGAAUUAAUUCCAGGAAAUGGAGCAGCUGUCCAUGGUGCUGAACCGAGUCUCUAGCUAGACGUUCAGCAACUUGGAUAGCUCUUUGAAUAUGGGUUCAUCCUGGAAAGGCAUGGGAACUGCUUGCUAACUCUGAGCAUUGCCAAGAGUUAGAUGAUGAUGAGAGUUAGAGUCCAAUAAUGUCUGGAAAACACUCUUUGCCCAUCUUCUGACUGGGAAGUCAUAUAUAUAUAUGAACAGCUGGGCUGUUCUCAGCUCUUCCCCUGGGGAAAUUGCUUUUUAUCAAGCUUUCAGAUGCCAAGUUGGGAGCAAGAUGUCGAUCCUCAAACAUCCUCAGUGCAAUCAUGAUUGCAAAUCCAACCUUAGUUUGUAUCACGUUUGUAUCUCUUCAAAACCUGUCUGUCUGUAUUACCAGGUUGGGAUCCAGUUUCUCUGAUCUCUUGCUAUUAGGAGACAAUAUCUUUCGUAGUUGAGGAACAAGUUACAACCCUGCUGUGACAAACAGUGAGAUCCAGCCAUUUCACCAGUCUAAGCCCAGCUCUUGAAACAAGUGAAGACCACUGAACAUGUCCUAGUGAUACAGAAGUGGGAAAGGUUAUCUUUUGGACUACAACUCCCAGAAUGCUGAUAUUGAACUGCCUUUCUCAGAUUCCCACAACCAACAAAGCUAGAGGGAAUCCUUCAAAGCUGAUUGAAGGAUUCUGGGAGAUGCCUAUUUUCACAUCUCCAGUUUUCCUCAUUUAUUCCUUUGUAUUCAGUAUCUUUUUUUAAAAAAGAAAAGGAUUAAUAGGCUAAGAAUGCAGUCCUCUACAGAUUUAGAAAACUAAGCCUUGAGGAAAUGUGCAUUCAGAUUGCAACAUAAUCACUAUUGAAAUACUGAUCCCUAGGACAGUACACUCACCUUAUCUAUAGAUUCAAUAUCAAUAGCUUUCCUUACCCACAUUCUACUUCUUGGGUGUCUGGGUGAGAUAGUUCAGGACAGCAUGAACAGUGUGCCAAGAGUACAAUGUGGGGGAAGGAGCUAGCCAGCCUAUCCUCUUCUCAUUUUAAAACCAAGGUGAGUGAAGGUGCUUCAUAUUUCACCAGAGAAAGGCUGUAGCGCUUCCAUCAAAUGUAGUUAUUUAGAAGUUGUUGGUUCCAGCUGCACUUUGAAGUUUUGGCCUUGGGUUUCUGGAGAGGAUCAGGUAAACCCUUCUGGAAAUAAAUCUAGAAUAUCUACCAUCCCAGAUUCUGUAGGGACUCCAAUGGAUUUAAAAUUCUGUUUAGAAUAAUGGAAUUGUAGAGUUAGAACAGACCAUAAGGGCCAUCCAGUCUACCUCCCAGCUAUGCAGAAAUACACAAUCAAAUAUUUAUAAGCAGGUUUUGAAGGGUGGUUUAACACCUCCUCAAAUCAUCUGGGAAAUAUUCAAGAGCACUUACUGUAGUUUAGUGAUCCCCUUACUCCCUUUAAAUAUCCUAUGCUUUUGUGAUAUGCUAUGUAAUUAUGUACAUGACAACACAGAGGCAAGCUCCAUUGGGUCACAUGAGAUUUCUUCUCUAGACAACACAUACAGGAUUGAAGUUUGGCAAUAAUGGAUAGUGGAUUUUCCUUCUCUAUUUUCCCAUGUGUUUUGAAGGUGAAGUUUACAAUUUGUCUUUGUCUUUGGUGGCAAACUGUGGAGCGGGAGAAGCUGAUGAGAAAACAGAAUGGUGGCUGUCCCAGAUUAAUCAAAUCAUGCAAGGAUGAUCUUGGGUAUAUAUUGACUCAGCGGAAGGUAAAAUGUAUCAAAUUGUGCGGAAAGGUGCCUAAUAAAGCCAGGGGUAGGAAUCAUGAAUGCCUUGAAAUGUUAGACUGCAACCAGUGCUGGCACCAAAAACAAAGAAGUGAACAAAUAAAUACAUUCUGGGACUCUCUAAAAGGGACAAAGUAUAUUUUCUUGUGGAUCCCAUACGUGGGCUAAGUUUUAAUUGCACAUUUUAAAAAGGCCACAGAAAUUGGAGAAAGUGGCUCAUUGUUUGCGAGCCCCUUCACCUUUGAUUAUAUAUCUCCGCAGAGUCAAUGCUACUGAGGGUUUAUGAGAAUUGAGUCCACUAAUAUCUUUGUUCUUACUGAGGAUACCAUCACUUAGUGAUAAAGGACACAUUUUCUCCAGUGAGAAAGAUCCUUUUAAUUUGCAAGUCCUGGACUUUGAAAAUCAACUAUAUUUCACAGGAUCCUCCAGUUUGUAUUACAACUGGCUAUGUUGGAUGAGUAAUUCGGUUGGCUUUAGGUCCAGAAAGUAAUGUUGCAACACAAAACUCUGCCUUAAAGGGACCAAUGCCCAACUCAUUGUAAGGCAGAAGGCUCCUAUAACUAUACACACCUUUGAGAAAAAGGGUAGAAAAAUGUAGUUGCAAUUAAAAUGGCACUGAAAACCUGUAAUUCACUUUGGAAUAAGUGAUGUUGGGAUAGGAUGCGGGAGGAAGAGUCUUUUAGGACUCAUUUCUAUUUUAGGAUUAUUUUUUUAAAAAAACUAGGAAAGUGUGUAUGAGAGAAAGAGAGAGAAAAAGAGGAUAUCAUUAUUCCCCAACUUGGUAUUCUCCAAAUGUUUUGACUAAAUUUCUUUUUAUUCCCAACCACUGUUCUCCAUGCUGAUAAGGGAUGAUGGGAAUAAUUAUCUGACGCAAAUGGUACUGUUUGGAUAAAGAUUGUCUUUGAUGCAUGUUGUAUGAAGCUCUUAUUUUCUAAAUCUGUAAGAAAGAAAUCACUGAUUCUAUUCCUUUUUUGUACUUGGAGGUGGUAAUUUAUAACUUUACUAUUUUGUAUUUAUUGGUAAUAUUUCAGAACAAAUAUAAAUAUAUAAAUAUAUAUAUUAUACGUUUGUUACCUAAGAUUAUAUUUUAUAUGCUUUUUUACUUGAUGAUUGUGAAGAGAAUUAAAAAUGAAGGCUUGUUGGUGGUGGGAAUUAAAUUUUAUUUGAAACAACCAAAAGAGUCUCAUUUGAAGUCUGAUAUAUACAGAGAAAGCUCUGCAUGUGGACAGCAGAAUUCCUUACACCUACAGAGACAUUGUCAUAUAGGAUUUUAUGUAGUCAAAUUGUGCUGAUUUUGGUACAUACCAGAAAAACCUAUUUUGGAGAAGGCGGUGUGUUAUUCUGAUUAAUUCUAAUGAAGCUUUUCCAUGUGUAUGUUUAAUAUGUUGCAAAAAAAGUGUAAUUCAAGUGGUCUCAAGGCUGAUUAUUUCUAUUUUGGGACUCUGACAGAGAAGGUGUAAUGUUUUUUUUAAAGUAACCUAACAAUUGAGAAUGGCAAUAACAUAAAUGUCUUUGGUCAAUAACAUAAAUGCUGUAAAUAAUGAAUAACAGUGGUUCCCAACCUGUGGUCUGUGGACCACCAGUGGUCCCCAAGAACUAAAAUAUGAUCUGCAGCCUCAGCGUUACUACACCAUUGCAACGAGAGCGAUUGGUCUCCCAAAAUCCUCUUAUAGUGCCGAGGCAAUGGGGAUGUGGGAAGGGGAGAGGCUGACUACCCACGAAAGGUACCACAGCAAGGCUUCUGACUGCUGGUUCUCCUCCUCCUCCCUCCCCUGAGUGGAGCCAUUUCAUGUGGCACCUGGAAGCGGGGGCACCAUGGUGUCUUCAUUUUUAGGCUUGUUCUUGGGGUUAUUUGGGGUGCUGAUUCAGAAAAUUGCAUUGGAUAGACCACAUCAGCUCUAGAUUAUGAAAUAUGAUUUUCUGUGGGUGAGCAGAUGCCGACUACUGGAUGGCAUAUGUUUUGAAUCAGAAACUAGAGCUGAUGUGGUCCAUCCAAUGCAAUUUUAUGAAUCAGUACCCCAAAUAACCAGUUUGAAUUGGAAGUUGACCAAAAACUGAUUCGUAACUCUUUUGGUACUAAUGUUGGAGAGUGGUCCCUGGUCAAAGUGGUCCCUUGUCAAAAAAGGUUGGGAACCACUGGUCUAUAACUUUAAAAAAGUCUUUUCAAAGGCAUCUUGGAUUAGGCAUUUCAAGCAACAUGCUGAAUUCUGAAUCAUUUAAAAAUAAUGAUCAGAUAAUAGAAAAGUAAUGAACUGUAGGCCCAGUUACAGUUGCAAAUUGUCAGUUGCAAAUUUUGCAGUGAGUUACACAAUGAAUUACAUUUUGAAAGUAACUUUGCAAACCCUGGGAUCUUUGGAUAGCUGCUAAUUCUCUAGCUGUAUUGCUGCCACACCUCACUUCCCUGAAUCCCUUAUUAUGGAAUUGAAAGGGACACCACUGAAAGCUGCCCACUGAACCUAGUGGCCACAUUAUGUUGUUCUGGGAGAUUAUAAUGGCAGCUGUGAAGUGAUCACUGGAGAACAUUUGCCAUUCUCCCACAUCUGCUUGCUCACUCAUCUUGCCCUAUGAUAGUAGAAAUAAAUCAAGCGAGGAGCUACUGUCUCCUGCCCAUCAACAAGGAAAGGUGGAGAACAGAGGAUCCAUGCAAUACACAGAGGCUAGAUUACACUAUGUAACAUGAUUUUUGUUCCUGGGUUAUAAAUGUCUUUUCCUAGUUGGUUCUGUCAUAAACACAUUUUAAAUAUUGUACUGCUCUUUCAAAAAAAUUUUUUGCACCACAAAUAAUAUAUGUACAGUGUGCAUAGGAAUUCAUGGGGUUUUUUUCAAAUUUUAAUCCAGCCCCCCAACAGACUGAGAGAUCGUGAACUGGCCCUCGGCUUAAAACCUUUGAGGAUCCCUGCAUUAGAGAUUUGUUCAGAGCUGUAUGUCUGACUAUAUGAAUGCAUAUUUCCUAAUCAAAGCACU